Molecule: messenger RNA, 1149 nt
Organism: Rhipicephalus microplus (southern cattle tick)
Lineage: Eukaryota; Metazoa; Arthropoda; Arachnida; Ixodida; Ixodidae
Source: RefSeq, a predicted model, not a curated record
AUGAGCGUAACACGUGGCUCCCGCUCCGGAAACGCUUCUUCUGCGAUAGACGCUGUACUACAAGCUCGCAAGGAGCGAGAACGUGCGCUCGCCCGCGAAAGGCAACGCCGACGCAGGGCCAACAAAUCUGUACGCGCUCGAGAAGCAGCAGCCGCCUGCCAGCGCAGGCAAGUCAACCCUGAACUGAAGGCUCAGAAAGCUCAGUGCAUGCGGCAGAAGCGACAAUCUAAUCCGGAUCUCCGACAAAGAGAAGCAGCAGCCAAACGCCGGCGCGGAGAAGAGAAUCCGGACCUUCUGGCAGCAGAAGCAGAGGCUUGCCGUGCCCGCCGGAAGGAACGCCAUCUUCCUGACGUGGGAUCCGACGCACGUAUCAAACGUGUCUUCCUAGACCGGCGCUUCGACCAUAGCUACCAAGUGUGCGAACGCUUAUGCUUUGACAAAGCGUUUACGAAAAUCCGCAACAUACGAAGCGCACAGUCCCGAGGCUAUGUCAUGGAAGCGCUGCAACAAGAAUUCCCCGCUACAUCGCGAACAGAUUACAGUGAGUGCGUGGCUUGGUCAACCAGUCUAGGAGGUGAUGGCUCAACAUGCGAAAAUUCGUUUAUAGCUGUAAGGGUCCCCACAAUGAGCGUAACACACAACUACCUCUCCAGAAACGCUCUUUCUGCGAUGGACGCUGCACUGCAAGCACGCAAGGAGCGAGAACGCGUGCUCGCCCGUGAGAGACAACGCCGACGCCGGGCCAGUGAAGCUGUACGCGCCCGGGAAGCAGCGGGCGCUCGGCAGCGCCGGCAAGCGAACCCAGAACUGAAGGCCCUACAAGCAGCAGCGGCACGCCACCGCAGGCAAGCUGACUCUAGCAUCGUCAAAGCCCAAACCGCAGCUGCGCACCAGCACUGGAAAGCCAAACCAGAACUGAAGGCCCAGGAAGCUCAGUACAUGCGUCAGAAGCGACAAGCUAAUCCGGAUCUUCAACAGAGAGAAGCAGCAGCCAAACGCCGGCGUAGAGAAGAUAAUCUGGAUCUUCUGGCAGCAGAAGCAGAGGCUCGCCGAAAGGAACGCCGUCUGACUGACGGGGGAGGAGCCGACGCACGCUUCAGGCGUGACUUCAGUCUUCCAGAACAGGAGACGACCAAGGGAUAUAGCUGA